This is a messenger RNA of Medioppia subpectinata, 294 nucleotides long. The record is from the annotation of a GenBank genome assembly. NCBI's taxonomy places the organism in Eukaryota, Metazoa, Arthropoda, Arachnida, Sarcoptiformes, Oppiidae.
UUCGAUGUCACUAAAGGACCCGUUUGUGUCAAAUGGUUAGAUGGAUGUCAAACCAAUAUGUCUUACAAUGUCUUGGAUUUGGUUAUCAAUAAAGGACUCGGAAGUCGUGUCGCCUAUUAUUGGGAAUCCAAUGAUAGCAAAUCACACAAACAAAUCACUUACAAUGAAUUACUGCGCGAUGUCUGCAAAUUUGCAAAUGUGUUGAAAGGGUUGGGCAUUAAAAGGGGUGAUAGAGUGGCCGUAUAUAUGUCGGUAACCAUAGAGUUGGUCACUGUUAUGCUGGCCUGCGCUCGC